Molecule: messenger RNA, 2940 nt
Organism: Melospiza georgiana
Lineage: Eukaryota; Metazoa; Chordata; Aves; Passeriformes; Passerellidae
Exons: 1
Coding region: 1219-2526 (435 amino acids)
Source: RefSeq, a predicted model, not a curated record
UCCAUCCUGUCAUUUUACUCCACACUUCCUGCUGGCAGUUGGGGAAACUCUCUUCUACCAAUGCAGUUUUCUAAUCUGACAUGAAUUUAAUUAAUCUGGGACACUUUUCUUCCCCAAGAAUCUCUGUGGUACAAGCAGGCCUUUGAGGAGACUUGCUGUCACUUUUCUAUUUAUGGAUCAUAUUUGAAUACCUAAAGGUGAAUUUGUAGAAAACACUUUCAUCUAGGCUCCACUUGCAGAAAUUAGUGCUUGAGAGUGCCAUAAACUCCCAUUCAGGCAUUAACACUUGCUAGCACAAAUGCUGCUAAAGACUUUGGUCGCCCAGUUACUCAGGACUGCCUACCUGUACCUGCAGCAGCAAGAGUUUUAAGCCCGAACCCCCAAAUCAUGCCAGGAGCUAAGACAGCAUUGAUCCAUUGUAAAGAGACCCAGAUCUCUAGUAAGCAUUAAUAUGAGAUGACCUUUCCUGCAACUCCUGCCUCGUACCAGGGUUACGUGGGGUAGAGUGGCAAACUGAGUUUUAUACCUGCAUUGAUUUCACCUGCCUUUGCUGCAUUGUAUUAAUUGACUUUCCUCUGUGUGUAUGGUUUCUUCUGUAGUGAUCUGCAAGUUAGGGAAUUCAUACAUUAGGGAUUAUGUCUGGACCAUCAUGUGUAAUCCCCAAUUAGCAUAUUUAUUAUGAACUUGAUUAAUUCUAUAUACAUUUAAUUUAUCUGCCUCUAGCUUGUCUGUGAGAAGUCCGGUUGAGUUUGGUUUUUUAAAACAUAAUUUACAUACAACAAUGCCUCAGUGGAAAAAAAAAAGUUUUGCUUUGCUUUAAGAAUUACUGCCUAGUUAUUAAAUUGGAUAUUCUAAAUUCUGGAUUCUUGAAAAAAAAAAUUCUCCUUGUAUUGCUGUAUAUAGACCUGUUAUAUUCUUCUACAGAACGCUCCAUGCAGAGAAAAUUCUCCAUACAUCUGACAAAUAGAGGCAUUCAGAGUGUCACAUAUCAUACAUACCAUUAAAUGCAUGUUCUGUAACUAGAUUUUCAUAAAAGCACAGUAGCUGGGUCUCUGAGUAAGUCAGUGCACCAUGAUAGAGACUUACCCUCAUCUUGUUUGUGAAAUUCUUGAGCAAUGAUUGUGAGUAUUAUCUCAUACUGCCUUUUCUUUUCUGCAGAUAAGGCAGCAUAAAUUACAAGGAUAAAGAAAUUUGCAUGGACAUUUAGAUCCGUUCAAAAUGAUGUGUGCUGGGAAAAAAUCUUACUUUGCUGCUGCUGUGUGCAUUAUGACUGUAACUUCAAUGCUUGCAGUUUCUUAUCUGAAGUUACAGAGACCUUCUCAUCAGCCAAAAGUAAUUCAAGAAGGUAGAAGAUGUAGAGGGAAAAUUGCCAUUAGCACAAUAACAGCAUUAGAAGGUAACAAAACUUUUAUUAUAUCCCCAUACUUUGAUGACAGAGAAAGCAAAGUCACUCGUCUGAUUGGGAUAGUUCACCAUGAAGAUGUAAAACAACUGUACUGCUGGUUCUGCUGUCAGGCCAAUGGACAGAUAUAUGUAUCAAAAGCAAAAAUUGAUGUUCACUCAGAUAGAUUUGGAUUCCCUUAUGGUGCAACAGAUAUAGUUUGUUUGGAACCUAAAAAUUGUGAUCCAACACAUGUAUCAAUUCAUCAGUCUCCAUAUGGAAAUAUUGACCAUCUGCCGAGGUUUGAAAUUAAAAAUCGCAAGCCUGAGACCUCUUCUGUUGACUUCACCGUGUGCAUUUCUGCCAUGUUUGGUAACUACAACAAUGUCUUGCAGUUUAUACAGAGUAUGGAAAUGUAUAAGAUUCUUGGAGUACAGAAAGUGGUGAUCUAUAAGAACAACUGCAGCCAUCUGAUGGAGAAAGUCUUGAAGUUUUAUGUAGAAGAAGGAACUGUUGAGGUAAUUCCCUGGCCAAUAAACUCACACCUCAGGGUUUCUUCUUCAUGGCGCUUCAUGCAAGACGGGACACACAUUGGCUACUAUGGACAAAUCACAGCUCUAAAUGACUGUAUAUACCGUAACAUGGAAAGGAGCAAGUUUGUGGUCCUUAAUGAUGCUGAUGAAAUAAUUCUUCCCCUUAAACACCCAGACUGGAAAACAAUGAUGAACAGUCUUCAGGAAGAAAACCCAGGGGCUAGUGUUUUCCUCUUUGAGAACCAUAUCUUCCCAGAAGCCGUAUCUUCUCACACGUUCAACAUUUCAUCUUGGAAUACUGUGCCGGGAGUUAACAUAUUACAGCAUGUAUACAGAGAGCCUGACAGGAAAAAUGUAAUGAAUCCCAGGAAAAUGAUAGUUGAUCCACGAAAGGUGAUCCAGACUUCAGUCCAUUCUGUCCUACGUGCUUAUGGGAAGAGUGUGUAUGUUCCCAUGGAUGUUGCCCUCAUUUAUCACUGUCGGAAGGGCCUUCAGGGAAACCUUCCCAGAGAAUCUCUCAUCAGGGAUACAACACUGUGGAGAUAUAACUCAUCAUUAAUCAUGAAUGUUAACAAGGUUCUAUCUGAAACCAUGCUGCAAACUCAAAAUUGAAACCUCAGUUAUAAGAAGUGAAAGUGGAGGGCUACCUGUAUUGUGGGAAGACAGAGGAUAUAAUUUAAAAAUCACAUUACAUUGAUUUUCACAUGGAGUCUACAUUUUUCUGCAAUGAUUUAGGGAAUAUAUAGCAAAGCCAUGAAUCGCUUAAUGAUGAUACCAAGGGUCAAUGCAGAUUGUAGCAUCUCUUCUGGGAAAUGUAUAAUUUGUUUUCAGUUAAUAAUAAAAAUCAGUAUUUGUCAACUGAUUCAAAUAAUGCAAAAUAGUUUUCAACCUAUGUACAAAAAGUUCAAAUACAAUCAUUAGUAUAAAGGUAGCAUUGCUUAAUUAUUGCAGUUUGUAUGUCACUGGGUACUAAAUUUGUAUGGAUCAAUUUGAAUUAAAGGUAGACGAGUAAUUGAGUACAAUCUU